This is a messenger RNA of Ochlerotatus camptorhynchus, 1641 nucleotides long. RefSeq names its product abhydrolase domain containing 13-like protein Bem46 (gene Bem46). Gene Ontology annotation, cellular component: membrane. NCBI's taxonomy places the organism in Eukaryota, Metazoa, Arthropoda, Insecta, Diptera, Culicidae. The record is from RefSeq and is a predicted model, not a curated record. The coding region runs from base 348 to 1373 and encodes 341 amino acids. The transcript is spliced from 3 exons. Gene Ontology annotation, molecular function: palmitoyl-(protein) hydrolase activity.
CAGAGGACUUAAUUAUUUAGCAACUUUCCUGUUCUUUGUAUAUUUCUAUCGGAAAACAUAACAAAGUGAUAGUUCUACAAAUAGUUUUUAAAUAGUAAACAACAUCAUUGUUUGCAAAAACAGCACAUUAGAAAACGUCCAAUAAUAAUAGCUCCCAUGGCUCGGAGAACAUCGCCAGGAAAUCUAUUCCGAUCCACGAAAACAAUCGAUUAGCUUAGUCCCAAAUUCGAUUGUUUUUCCUUUGAAAGUUUGCAAGCAUUAGCAUUAGUGUUAACCAAAGAUCCAUAGCAUUUACCUGUUAGUGGAAACGCUUUUGCCAUAUCCGAGAGACCAGCCAGCCAGUAACGAUGCCAUUCCGGGAUUGGAAAAUUGUCCGGAUUAUUACUGGCAUCGCGAUGCGGAUCUGGGCGGCCAGUGGUGCAGCACUGUUGGCCGCUUUCGUUAUUUACAUCAUCUAUGGGGGAUUCUUCGCUUUUAUGUUGUUGCUUUUUGCCAUCUCUGGCAUCCUGUAUCAUGCCCAGGAUAAUCUUCUGUACCAUCCGGACUUGCCUACAAACUCUAGGAUAUUUGUUCCGGUUCCAUCGAUGCAUGGUUUGCCUUACGAAACCCUGCACCUGAAAACGAGAGACGGAGUCACAUUGCAUUCGUUUUGGAUACGACAUCCGGGGGACAUGGGCCGUUAUGUUCCGACGAUUGUGUAUUUCCACGGAAAUGCUGGAAAUAUGGGCCAUCGGCUGCAGAACGCCAGUGGUUUCUAUCACUCGCUUCAGUGUAACGUCCUAAUGGUGGAAUACCGUGGCUAUGGUCUCUCGGAUGGAGCUCCCAGUGAGCGCAGCUUCUUUGCGGACGCAAGAACAGUGCUGGACCAUUUGCACGGUCGUCACGAUUUGGAUCAUAAUCAGAUAGUAGUAUUUGGUCGAUCGCUUGGAGGAGCAGUUGCUAUUGAUCUGGCAGCUGACGCGGUGUACGGGUCCAAACUGAUGGCAGUUGUAGUGGAAAAUACAUUCACCAGUAUUCCUGACAUGGCUGUGGAAUUAAUUCACCCCUGCGUGCGAUAUUUACCGCUUCUCUGUUAUCGGAAUAAGUAUCUCUCGGUGCACAAGAUUCAGUUCAUUUCGGCACCGAUAUUGUUCGUUUCCGGCCUAGCGGAUACUUUAGUGCCUCCAAAAAUGAUGACCAUGCUGCACACUCGAUGUGGGAGUACGCGAAAAAACAUGCUGCAGGUUGUUGGCGGAUCACACAACGACACGUGGGCCAACAGCGGCUACUACGUGGGAAUAGCACAUUUUUUAACCGAAUGCAGGGAAACCAAAGGACCUUUGCAGACUCCACCUGUAAGUAAGAACGUGUGGCCCCAAAUAGAGGAAGUGUAGAAGCAUUGAGUUCACAAAUUUUGGCUGUGCUAUCCUCGUGAAUUUCCAGUGUGUCAGAAAUUCGAAACGAGCGAAACAAGUGCAAGUGACAAAGGAAAACCUGCCUAGGAAUGUAAAAAUAAAUACGCCUACAAAAAUAUAGUGCAAGCUAAACAAUGAAGCGAAAGAAAUAUCUAAACAAACAAACAAACAAUAACAAUAAGCAGUUAAAAAAUUUUAAGCAUUAGCAUAAUAAUGACAUUAACAUAAUAAAUUAGCACGAAAAAAA